AUGAGGCUCGUCACGCUCUCUCCCCUCCUUCUUCUGGUAAAUGCAGUCCAUUCUUUUGAUACGCAGAGCCCAAUCGUCGACAAAAUAGCCUCAGGCUCAUUGUCCCUGCUCGGACUCCACAAAUCCCUUGUCCAAAUUGAAUCCAUUACAGGAAACGAACAUGACGUCGGCGCAUUUUUAGUUUCUUAUCUUAAGAAGCAGAAUUAUACGGUGGAAACACAAGACGUUGAUUUGGUCGAAUCUUCGUUGUUAGGGAAGAAGCGCCAGAAUGUUUUGGCAUAUAUUGGGGACAAAAGACGGACGAGGACACUUGUAACUUCGCACAUCGAUACUGUGCCGCCUUUUUGGCCAUAUGAGCGAAGAGGUGAUGAGAUCUGGGGAAGAGGAAGUGUAGAUGCGAAGGGGAGCGUCGCUGCGCAGAUUACCGCAUAUCAAGACCUAGUUUUGGAGGACAAGAUACGGGAAGGAGAUGUCGCGCUUUUGUUCGUGGUAGGCGAGGAAUCAUACGGGGCUGGUAUGAAAGAAGCUAAUAAUUUUGGUCUUUCGUGGGAGACGGUUAUCUUUGGCGAACCUACGGAACUGAAAUUGGCGGCUGGACAUAAGGGGAUCAUGAGUGUGCAUAUUACUGCGAAGGGCAAAGCGGGACAUUCGGGGUAUCCUUCAUUGGGAAGAAAUGCCAAUUCGAUGUUGAUACCUGCGCUUUAUGAAUUGGAAAGAAUCGACUUACCGUGGAGUGAAAAGUAUGGGAAUACAACCUUGAAUAUUGGGAGGAUUGACGGUGGGGUUGCAGCAAAUGUUAUUGCUGAAGAUGCCAUCGCAAAAAUUGCGAUUAGAAUUGCAGCGGGAACGCCAGAGGAGAUACAAAAGUUGGUUUUGGAUGUUGUGGAGAAGACGGGGCAAGAUUUAGAGGUCACUUUUACUCAAGGUUAUGGACCAGUGCAUUGUGAUAGUGAUGUUGAAGGGUUUGAUACCAUCACAGUUAACUACGGUACUGAUGUUCCAAACUUGGAGGGAGACCACAAGAGGUAUCUAUAUGGACCGGGAGAUAUCUUAGUCGCUCAUUCAGAUCAUGAGCAUCUCAAGAUAUCUGAUCUUGAGGAGGCUGUAAGAGGUUACAAAAAGCUCAUCGAGUACUCGCUGGCUUAG
Sclerotinia borealis F-4128 is the source of this 1146-nucleotide messenger RNA. The record is from the annotation of a GenBank genome assembly. NCBI's taxonomy places the organism in Eukaryota, Fungi, Ascomycota, Leotiomycetes, Helotiales, Sclerotiniaceae.